Molecule: messenger RNA, 1461 nt
Organism: Gadus morhua (Atlantic cod)
Lineage: Eukaryota; Metazoa; Chordata; Actinopteri; Gadiformes; Gadidae
Product: sushi domain-containing protein 2
Exons: 7
Coding region: 14-1321 (435 amino acids)
Source: RefSeq, a predicted model, not a curated record
CUUUCUUGCGAUAAUGUCAUCCACCUGGUUGUCUCAGGCCGAUUAUAGUUGUGACAUGGAUAAGGGCAGUGUGUGCAUCUAUCAUCCUGGAAGCUUUCACUGUGUGAGAUCCAUUCAAGCCAGUCCCACAUAUGGAUCAGGACAGCAGUGUUGCUACGACAAGACGGGGGCCCAGAUCCUGACCGGGGACUCGACAAGCGGCAGCAGCCCAGAUCGAGUGCACGAAAUGGGCUCCCAUCCCUACAGAGUUGCUACACGUGUCCCCGGGUUGUCUCACUGGCUCGCAGAUGUCCAAAGCUAUUUCUACUGUUGUCUCUGGUCUGAUCACUGUGACGUAUACUUUGCGCGCCGGUCCUCCAUGGACUGCCGGAGAUAUGAACCACCGAGAUCAGGUGUGGUUAUUGGGGACGGCAAUUUUGUGACAUUUGACAACCUGGAGUACACCUUUAACGGGAGGGGAGAGUAUGACCUGGUGACCUCCCCAGACAAAGAGCUCAGUGUUCAGGUCAGAACAGAGCAGGUGAAACUCAAGAGCGGGGCCUUGAGGGAGGCCACGCGGCUCAGCUCUGUGGCCAUGAGAGAGGGCUCCUCAGACGUGGUAGAGGUGCGUCUAGCCGGGGGCCAGAUGGGCAGCUUGCAGGUGCUACGGAACCAGAGGGCCAUGCCAUUCACCGAGCAGAGCAGGAUGGACCUUCACGGGGUGUUCAUGUCCUCGCCCUGUCCGGAGAACGUGACAGUGAUGUUCGCCUCGGGAGUGGGGCUGGAGGUUCGUGCCUACCAGGGUUUGAUGACUGUGACGGUGUUACUACCCACCGCUUACACCAACCACACCCAUGGACUGCUGGGCCAGAUGAACUCUGACCUCUCAGAUGACCUGCAAACCCGUCUGGGGCAGGUUCUCCCCUCAGCCAAUGCUACACCUGAGGGCAUCUUUAGCUUUGGAGCUAGCUGGGACAUUUUAAACGAGACCUUCCUUUUCACGUAUGACUCAAAGUAUCUGCUGGACACUCACACCCGCACGCCAGACAGCGGCUCCGGCCUCACCCCAGCCCUCUAUGUCCCUGAGGAUGCGGGCGGGCCCCUGGCGGAAGACACGCUCAGGGUCCUCCAGAUCCACCAGGCCCUCCAACAAACUCUGCAGCCAGUGGUGGCUUGUGGGUGGCUGCCAUCACCGAAGAACGGCACCAAGCAUGGGAAACUCUACAUCCAGGGGGGAAACCUGAGUUUCUCCUGUGACGAUGGCUACACGUUGACGGGUUCCCUCCAGCGCUCCUGCCUCCCCAACGGCUCCUGGUCCGGAGAGCAGGCCUAUUGCACGUGACGUCGGCCUUCUGAUUCCUGAGAUCCUUUGAGUGAGGACGCAGGUGAAGCUGUGAUUCAUAGGCGGACCCUUUUCUGAUAUGUCCAUGCUGCAUAGCAUUGUGUCCAUUUAAUAUUAAAGGACUCCUGACUUGAAACCAA